AUGUCCACAUCCACGGAGACAAUCAGUACUCAACAGACGCAGCGAUCGUUCCUCGUCGCUGGCGAGGAGCAGCUUGUGCCUGCGGUCAAUGAUGCUCAGUUUCAAUCGGUGGCCCGAGGAGAUCGGAACGGGAAACUGAAACUCCGUGGGAUUCCUAGCUUCUCGGACCCGUUGAAGCAGCGUCAAUGGAUGAAGGAACAUAUGGCCGCUGCAUUUCGAUAUUUCGGCAAAAUGGGGUAUGCUGAAGGAGUCUCUGGCCACAUUUCCAUGCGAGAUCCCAUCUUGAAGGACCACUUCUGGAUGAAUCCGUUUGCGAAGCACUUCUCCAUGAUCAAGGCCUCGGAUCUGGUCUUACUGGAUAGCGAGGGAUAUGUGGCCGAAGGUGGAGCGCAGCUCCCCAUCAACGAGGCUGGUUUCAUGAUUCACUCGGAAAUUCACAAGGCACGCCCAGACGUCGUAGCGGCCGCCCACACUCACGGCGUGUAUGGGAAGACAUGGAGUGCAUUUGGCAAGCCGAUUGAGAUGUUGACUCAGGAUGCUUGCAAUUUCUACGGCCGACUGAGCGUAUAUGAUGACCACGGGGGCGUUGCACUAUCUCAGGAAGAAGGGAGACAGAUUGCGCAGGCGCUGGGCAAGGACAGCAUUGCGUGCAUCUUGCAGAAUCACGGCCUCCUGACGGUCGGCCGAACAGUCGAUGAAGCGGCUAUUCUUUACUCCAUGCUGGACAACGCUUGUCAUUCCCAGCUCAUGGCCGAGGCAGCAGCGGCAAACGGAAUCCCGAAGCGGAUGAUUAGUGAUGAAAUCGCCAAAUACACCGCUGAAUUUGCUCAGAACCCCCACAAUCUUUACACCGAAUUCCAGCCGGAAUUUGAGUUGAUAGUAGAGGAGAGCAAUGGACGAGUACUUCAGUAA
Messenger RNA from Penicillium oxalicum, 912 nucleotides. RefSeq names its product class II aldolase/adducin domain protein. Lineage: Eukaryota; Fungi; Ascomycota; Eurotiomycetes; Eurotiales; Aspergillaceae. Gene Ontology annotation, cellular component: cytoskeleton. The transcript has 5 exons. The record is from RefSeq and is a predicted model, not a curated record. Gene Ontology annotation, molecular function: actin filament binding. Bases 1 to 912 code for a protein of 303 amino acids.